Oncorhynchus masou masou (cherry salmon) is the source of this 7941-nucleotide messenger RNA. RefSeq lists its product as uncharacterized. The transcript has 20 exons. The record is from RefSeq and is a predicted model, not a curated record. Lineage: Eukaryota; Metazoa; Chordata; Actinopteri; Salmoniformes; Salmonidae. Gene Ontology annotation, molecular function: protein binding. The coding region runs from base 91 to 4953 and encodes 1620 amino acids. Gene Ontology annotation, biological process: regulation of apoptotic process; intracellular signal transduction.
ACGAGUCUCUCUGGGGAGAGCGAGGAGGGGACCACUGCCUCUAAAACAAGUCUCUUUGGGGAGAGCGAGGAGGGGACCACUGCCUCUAAAAUGAGUCAAGACACCAGUUUAAAGAGUGUCCAGAAGCCCAGAGCAGAGUCACCUACAACCAGCCUGCUAUCAAUGAAGAGUGAUCAGCCACCUGCUUUCAGCCAGGAACCAUUACCAGAUGACAAUAAGGAAGUGGAGAGUUUGGACAGUGAGGAUGCAUUAAAGAUCACACACAACCUUCUGGACAGAAGAAGUCAAACUCUGCUGACAGUCCAACAAGAGAUCAAGGCUAAACUGCAACACAAGUAUCAACACAUAUCUGAAGGAAUUGGACACCAUGGAAACCAAAGUCUGUUCAAGGACAUCUACACAGAGCUCUACAUCACAGAGGGUGGAAGUGGAGGGCUCAAUAAUGAACAUGAGGUUAGACAGAUGGAGAUGGCAUCCAAAAAACAAACCACACAAGAGACACCAAUCAAAUGCAACGACAUCUUCAAGCCUUUACCUGGACAAGACAAACCUAUCAGAACUGUGCUGACCAAAGGAAUCGCUGGCAUUGGAAAAACAGUCUCUGUGCAGAAGGUCAUCCUUGACUGGGCAGAGGGGGGGGAGAAUCAGGACGUUAAUUUCAUGUUUCCUCUUCCUUUCCGUGAUCUGAACCUGAAAAAGGACCAAUACAGUCUGAUGCAACUUCUUUCCCACUACUUCUCAGAGCUGAAAGAGAUUGACAGCAUUGAAGAUGGUGAAACCAAAACUGUUUUCAUUUUUGAUGGUCUGGAUGAGUGUCGACUUCCUCUAGACUUCAAAAACAAUGAGAAGUGCUGUGACGUCACGAAGCCAACCUCAGUGGAUGUGCUGCUGACAAACCUCAUCAAGGGGAAUCUGCUUUCCUCUGCUCUCCUCUGGAUAACCUCACGGCCUGCAGCAGCCAAUCAGAUCCCUCCUGAGUGUAUUGACCAGGUGACAGAGGUACGAGGGUUCAAUGAUCCACAGAAGGAGGUGUACUUCAGGAAGAAGAUACCAGAUCAGAAUCUGGCCAAUGAAAUCAUCAAACACAUGAAGACAUCAAGGAGCCUCCACAUCAUGUGCCACAUGCCAGUCUUCUGUUGGAUAUCAGCUACUGUCCUUGAGAUGAUACUGAAAGAGGCAGAGAAGGAUGAAGUCCCCAAAACUCUGACCCAGAUGUACUCACACUUCAUACUCAUCCAAAUCAUUGUGAAGAACAGAAAGUACAACAAAGCCACAGAGACGAACCCAAAGGAACUGUCUCAGUCAGACAAAGAGAUGAUCCUGAAACUGGCCAAGCUGGCUUUCCAACAGCUGCAGAAGGGCAACCUGAUCUUCUAUGAGGAGGACCUGAGAGAGUGUGGCCUUGACGUCACAGAGGCAUCAGAGUACUCAGCAUUGUGUACAGAGAUCUUUAAAGAAGAAUCUGGGCUGUACCAAGACAAGGUCUACAGCUUUGUGCAUCUGAGCAUUCAGGAGUUUCUAGCAGCAGUGCAUGCUUUAGAAUCAUAUCUGGGCAAGAAGGAAAAUGUUUUCUCCACCAAAGCAGUCACUGGUGUUGAUGAUGAUGAUGAGGAGGAGGAAGAUGAGGAAGAUGAGGAGGAGAAUGAUGAUGAGGAAGAGAAGGGAGAUAAGGAGGAAGAUGAGGAGGAGAAUGAUGAGGAGGAGAAGGAUGACGACAACAACGACGAUGACGACGAGGAAGAUUAUGACAAUGAUGACGUGAAGGAGUCAAUCCAGUUGUCUGACUUACACAGGAGAGCAGUGGACCAGGCCUUGAAGAGUGAGAAUGGACACCUGGACCUGUUCCUCCGCUUCCUUCUGGGUCUCUCACUGGAGUCCAAUCAGAAUCUGUUACGAGGCCUUCUGACACAGACAGGAAGUACAACACAGACCAAUGAGAGAACAGUCAGGUACCUUUCAGACAAGAUCGACGAAGAAUCUUCACCAGAAAGGAUCAUCAACUUGUUCCACUGUCUGAAUGAACUUGGUUCCAACUCUCUAGUUGAAGACAUGCAGACCUCCCUGCAUUCAGUAACUCUAUCAGAAACAAGACUAAAACCUGACCAAUGUUCAGCCCUGGCCUACCUGUUACUGAUGUCAGAGGAGGUGCUGGAGGAGUUUGACCUGAAGACAUACAACACACCAGAGGAAGGUUAUCAGAGGUUUCUGCCGGUAGUGAAAACCUGCAAGAGAGCACUACUAGCUGGCUGUAAACUCACAUAUAAAUCUUGUGAAACUCUGGCCUCAGCUCUGCAGAAACAUAACUCUCCCCUGAGAGAACUGGACCUCAGCUACAAUGACCUGGGAGACAGAGGAGUGGAGCUGCUCUGUGUUGGACUAACCAGUCCACUCUGCAACAUACAGACACUAGUACUAGCCGGCUGUAAACUCACAUAUGAAUCCUGUGAGACUCUGGCCUCAGCUCUGCAAACACCAAACUCCCCCCUGAGAGAACUGGACCUCAGCUACAAUGACCUGGGAGACAGAGGAGUGGAGCUGCUCUGUGUUGGACUAACCAGUCCACUCUGCAACAUACAGACACUAGUUCUUGGUCAAUGUGGUCUGACAGAGGGUUACUGUUCAGAUCUGGCCUCAGUCCUGAGUUCACCCAACUCACAACUGAAACAACUGGAGCUGAGAGACAAUGACCUGCAGGACUCAGGAGUUACACUGCUGUCUGCUGGACUGGAGGAUCCAGACUGUAAACUACACACACUAGGGCUGUCUGGCUGUCUGGUCACAGAGGAGGGCUGUGCUGCUCUGUCUUCAGCUCUGAGGUCAAACCCCUCCCACCUGAAAGAGCUGGACCUGAGCUACAAUCCCCCAGGAGACUCUGCAGGGGGACUGCUUUCAGCUGCUCUGGUGGAUCCCACAUAUAAACUGAUGAAGCUGAAUGUGGAUCAUGGUGGAGAGUGCAGGCUGAAAUCAGGGCUGAGGAAAUAUGCCUGUCAUCUCACCCUGGACCCAAAUACAGCAAACCCACACCUGAUACUGUCUGAGGGGAACAGGAAGGUGACACGGGUGGUGGAGGACCAGCAUUAUGAAGACCAUCCAGACAGAUUUGACUGUCUUUAUCAAGUUCUCUGCAGAGAAUGCUUAUCUGGAGGUCGUUACUACUGGGUGGUGGAGAUGGAUGGUACCGGGGCAGUCAUUGGUGUGGUGUACAGAGGAAUGAAGAGGAAGGGAAGGGGGGUUGACAGUGACAUUGGAGGCAAUAAGAAGUCCUGGUGUUUAUUCUGCUCUCGUAGUGGUUAUUGCUUUUACCAUCCUGGAGUCUGUAGCAGAUCCAUCCCUGGUCCUGUUUCUAACAGAGUUGGAGUGUAUCUGGACUGGCCAGCUGGUACUUUGUCCUUCUAUAGUGUGUCCUCCUCUGGUACACUGACACACCUUCACACAGAACACACCACGUUCACUGAACCCCUCUAUCCUGGGUUUGGCGUUUCUUCCUCCUCGGUGACCUCAGUGACCCUGCGUCAGAUAGAUGACCAACACAUUAAGAGAAAUAGAAAGACAGACCAUGGUGGAGAUAGUUGGAUCAAGCCUGGACCUGAGAACACCAGAGACCAUGGUGGAGAGUGUUGUAUCAAGUCUGGACCUGGGGACACCAGAGACCAUGGUGAAGAUAGUUGGAUCAAGCCUGGACCAAAGAACACCAGAAACCAUGGUGGAGAGUGUUGUAUCAAGUCUGGACCUGGGGUCACCAGAGACCAUGGUGGAGAGUGUUGGAUCAAGCCUGGACCUGAGAAAUGGAUUCCUCAGAGCUGUAAGACUUGUGACCAUGUUGAGGACUCCACACACUGGCUUCAGAAUGAACCCUUGACUUCCACUGUCCAGGGAGUGACAAUGUUCAGGCACAGGACACCCAGAGGGAGUUAUGAGUGCACAGUGUCUGGGCUCCGCUGGCUGUGUGAGAGAGAUGUCAUUCUGAAGUAUCACUUCAGGAACUGGGAACCCUACAGUCAACUUCUGAAAGACAUGCAGUACACACAAGGUGGUCCAUUGCUGGACAUCACUAUGGAGUUAGGUGAACUGGAGGAAGUUCAUCUGCCACACUUUGUCUGUUUAGGGACCAACCCUUCCCUGAGGAAUGAGAUGAAGAUUCUUCAUGUAGAGGAACAUGGAGUGUCUUUAGAGGAAGUGCAUGAGGUCACCAGAUUCCAUGCUACGAUUCUCCAUCCCAAGUUCUCAGCUAUCUCUGUUAUACUGAGCUAUAUAUUUUCUUGGAUCCUAGAUGUCCACUGUGAUGUGGUCCUCUAUAUGGCAGUAAAAAGGUCAACAGUCAUUUCAAGGCUGUACCUGCUCCUCAGAAACUCCAGUCAGAAAGAGGCUGUUCGGGAACGGGAGAAAGAUCAGGUGUCCCAAGGAUAUUCCGAAUUUCUCCUGCCAAGUCCAAAUGGGCCCUUAAAGAUGAACACUUGGUUUGCACUCAAGAAUCCCCUCUCCACUUUCAUCUAUCCAGAGAAGAUUCAGCUGUUACCUGCAAACACCACACCAAGCUGUUGUAAGAUGAUUAUGGGAAACACAGGGGUGGACAUUGAGAUGGAGUUAAUCGGGGAUGAUGAGAGGACAGUAUGGAAAUCAGUGGUAUCAAAAGAUGAAUACAGCAAAGUCUCUCAUCCAACACCAUUAACACUCUCUGGGAUUCCUGCUGAGGAGUUUCUGAAGAAACACAGGGCUGAACUCAUUCAGGGAGUCAAAAACCCAAUGCCAAUAGCAGAUGAUCUGUCAUCAAAGAGCAUGAUUGGUGAUGAAGAGUACUCCAGAAUAACAGCUGAAACAACUGAACAGGAGCGAAUGAGAAAACUACUGAAUGCAGUCCUCCCUAAAGGACCAGAAGUGAUGGGAGCUUGUCUCAAAGCUCUCAGUGAACAUGAACGCCAUCUUGUUAAGUUCUUGAGUGAAUCGAGCACCUAAUCUGAAGAUGCUGAGGCCUGUCUCCUAGUCUGUGGACAAAGACACUUCUCCACCUAAUCUGACGAUGCUGAGGCCAUAUAUAAGACAACUGCUGGGUCUGACCAGGGAGAGCUCCUGAUUGACAUGUGUACUAUGGUGCAUUGUGUUGGGUCUGACCAGGGAGAGCUCCUGAUUGACAUGUGUACUAUGGUACAUUGAGUUGGGUCUGACCAGGGAGAGCUCCUGAUUGACAUGUGUACUAUGGUACAUUGAGUUGGGUCUGUCCAGGGAGAGCUCCUGAUUGACAUGUGUACUAUGGUGCAUUGAGUUGGGUCUGACCAGGGAGAGCUCCUGAUUGGUUUGAACCUUUCCAGCUCAUUUCAGAUUGACUUCGAGUGUCUCUCUGUGGAAGAAUUUCCACAACAUGAUUUUGAAAACUCAAUUAAGGGGAUGAACUGGAAUGAUCUCUCGUCCUAUACAGAUGGGGAAGCUGAUAGUCAGGCUAGUUAAAGACACACACCACCACGUUGACGUCUUGACCCAAGACCUUCCUUAGAUUCUUUACGGGAUUACAACUCACUCUGUCUGAAGGAAAUUAGGAAAUGGACUCACGAAAGGGGGAAUCGCUUGAGAGGGCAGAGAAGGCACGUGACAUCAUCGACGUGGCGUUGAGAAAAGGAACUGAGUCGUGUUCCAGGAUAAUCAACCUUCUUGGGGAGCCGAACCCCAAAUCUUUGUUCACAGCUUCAGAUCAACAGUUGUAGUCAACCCCUGGAGAUGGGGAGACCAGGAAGAAUAGACAGGCAGGAUGGUUCAACAUGUUCUGGUUGUCUGUUGCUUUAAUUCAGGCUCCCGAAAAUGUAAAUCAAACAUGACCACUAAAAUAACGAUAAAACUUACGAAAGGUCCAAUCAAACAGCUGGAGGGUCAGUUAGGUCCAAUCAAACAGCCUCUCUCCUUCUGCCCCCUCCUGGAAGGUCCAAUCAAACAGCCUCUCUCCUUCUGCCGCCUCCUGGAAGGUCCAAUCAAACAGCCUAUCUCCUUCUGCCGCCUCCUGGAAGGUCCAAUCAAACAGCCUAUCUCCUUCUGCCGCCUCCUGGAAGGUCCAAUCAAACAGCCUCUCUCCUUCUGCCGCCUCCUGGAAGGUCCAAUCAAACAGCCUCUCUCCUUCUGCCGCCUCCUGGAAGGUCCAAUCAAACAGCCUAUCUCCUUCUGCCGCCUCCUGGAAGGUCCAAUCAAACAGCUGGAGGGUCAGUUAGGUCCAAUCAAACAGCCUCUCUCCUUCUGCCGCCUCCUGGAAGGUCCAAUCAAACAGCCUCUCUCCUUCUGCCGCUUCCUGGAAGGUCCAAUCAAACAGCUGGAGGGUCAGUUAGGUCCAAUCAAAUAGCCUCUCUCCUUCUGCCGCCUCCUGGAAGGUCCAAUCAAACAGCCUCUCUCCUUCUGCCGCCUCCUGGAAGGUCCAAUCAAACAGCCUCUCUCCUUCUGCAGCCUCCUGGGAGUGUGGAUCUUCUAGCAGGAGGGUCAGUCAGUCCUACACUAGGUACCUAGCUGGACCCCUAUCUAGCUGGAGGGUCAGUCAGUCCUACACUAGGUACCUAGCUGGACUGUCAGUCAGUCCUACACUAGGUACCUAGCUGGACCCCUAUCUAGCUGGAGGGUCAGUCAGUCCUACACUAGGUACCUAGCUGGACCCCUAUCUAGCUGGAGGGUCAGUCAGUCCUACACUAGGUACCUAGCUGGACCCCUAUCUAGCUGGAGGGUCAGUCAGUCAGUCCUACACUAGGUACCUAGCUGGACUGUCAGUCAGUCCUCCACUAGGUACCUAGCUGGACUGUCAGUCAGUCCUCCACUAGGUACCUAGCUGGACCCCUAUCUAGCUGGAGGGUCAGUCAGUCCUACACUAGGUACCUAGCUUGACCCCUAUCUAGCUGGAGGGUCAGUCAGUCCUACACUAGGUACCUAGCUUGACCCCUAUCUAGCUGGAGGGUCAGUCAGUCCUACACUAGGUACCUAGCUGGACCCCUAUCUAGCAGGAGGGUCAGUUAGUCCUCCACUAGGUACCUAGCUGGACCCCUAUCUAGCAGGAGGAUCAGUCAGUCCUCCACUAGGUACCUAGCUGGACCCCUAUCUAGCAGGAGGAUCAGUCAGUCCUCCACUAGGUACCUAGCUGGACUGUCAGUCAGUCCUCCACUAGGUACCUAGCUGGACCCCUAUCUAGCAGGAGGAUCAGUCAGUCCUCCACUAGGUACCUAGCUUGACCCCUAUCUAGCAGGAGGAUCAGUCAGUCCUACACACAUUCAACAUAAAUAUUUUUUUAUUAAUAUAUUGUACAGUGUUGGCCUGUUAGAGGUUCAUGGGACUGGCUGGAUAUCAACACAACCACCUCAGUCUAUCAGCAGCUUUCUGUGUUGAAACAGGAAGUCCAUUUAUAAGGAAGUAGAGGAAAGGGUUUACCUCUUAUUAUAGCUCAAUUCCGCCAAUAAAAAUAAGCAAGACCUAGCAAGAAUAAUACCGUGACUUCCGCGAUUUUCCUUCAAAAUAAAAAGUCCAGCAGUUUGUGAAUUUCCUUUUUGUUAUUAUUUAAAAAAAUAUUUUUUCGAAAUUCGUAACACUUUAGGAGGAAAUAUUAGCAGACUUAGAAUGUUGUUCAACAAUAUGAAAACAAGUAAUAAAGUAAAUCGUCUUUACUGCAGAAAUUAGAUUAUAGCGUUGACAUUUGAUCACGGGAUUAAAAGUAAUGAUUACUGGACAGUUGUCAUGGUAACGGCCGUAAUGCUAUAACAAAACAUUAUAAUGCUACUUUUAGCAAUGAUAGUAAUAACACUAUUAAUUCAUAAUAGUUUUAUAAUAAUACAUGUUAUAGUUUAUUAGUUACAUGUGCAGAGAAGCAGAUGUAGUGGCGGGGUACAGUGAAAAUCUCAUGGUAAAAAAAUAAAAUAAAUAACAAUCCAUAUAAAGUCCAGUCAUUUAUUAAAUUAGAGGUGAAGAUAUUGUUUAAAUACUAUAAUG